GCGUUGAGGCUGCGGUCAUGGAGGGAGCAGGAGCUGGAUCCGGCUUCCGGAAGGAGCUGGUGAGCAGGCUGCUGCACCUGCACUUCAAGGAUGACAAGACCAAAGUGAGCGGGGACGCGCUGCAGCUCAUGGUGGAGUUGCUGAAGGUCUUCGUUGUGGGUGAGCCCAGGGCCCACGCUCCCUCCGGGCACAGCAUCCGGAAUUUUGCGUUUUUCCAGCGGGAAAACCAAGACGUGUUUUCCCGUUUCCCACAAGGGCCUAAACUUGGGUCUCCUGAGCCUGUUUGUCAGAAGCAGCAGUCCGCGGCGUGCGGCAGGCCCAGGCAGAAGACGCGCUCCGUGUGGACGUGGACCAGCUGGAGAAGGUGCUUCCGCAGCUGCUCCUGGACUUCUAGGGAUCUCAGCCGUGGCUGAGGCCACCCCCAGAGGAGCCCCUGGUCCACAGAAGCAGGCCUUGUGUUUCCAGCGGCCUCUGAUAAGAGGCAGGGAAGGACCUGAAGGAUUUGGAGUUGAUUCAAACAAGAUCUCUGGGAGUCUCCAGCCUGUGCAGAAGGGGCAGGACUGCAGUGCACUGCGGGCCUUGGAGUGUCCAGUGGGGACACUGGUGUGGGAAGGGGCAGCACCUGGGGAGUCCCUGCCUCUCCUCCCUGGGACAAUAGUGUGCAUGCCACCCGGGGUCCUACAGGCAGGUGCUGGGAAAGGCCUGGCCAGCAGGUAGCCUGUGUGUUUGACAAACAGCAGCUGGCAGCGCUGCCUCCUGCCCACAUUCCUGCCACCCGACAUCAAAGCUGGCGUGUGACCUUUCCAGCCAUGCGAUAUUCCCCUUGGAAGAUGCUUCCCCAGGCUAUAAAUUUGUUCUCACAAAGCAACAUCAAUAAAUCAAAACUGUCUCUCCCA
Molecule: messenger RNA, 896 nt
Organism: Homo sapiens (human)
Lineage: Eukaryota; Metazoa; Chordata; Mammalia; Primates; Hominidae
Gene: CENPX
Product: centromere protein X
Exons: 5
Coding region: 18-413 (131 amino acids)
Biological process (GO): kinetochore assembly; DNA repair
Cellular component (GO): chromosome, centromeric region; nucleus
Source: RefSeq, marked validated